Messenger RNA from Hippocampus zosterae (dwarf seahorse), 1962 nucleotides. RefSeq names its product platelet-activating factor receptor (gene ptafr). Gene Ontology annotation, molecular function: platelet activating factor receptor activity; G protein-coupled purinergic nucleotide receptor activity. Gene Ontology annotation, cellular component: membrane. The transcript has 3 exons. Lineage: Eukaryota; Metazoa; Chordata; Actinopteri; Syngnathiformes; Syngnathidae. Gene Ontology annotation, biological process: chemotaxis; G protein-coupled receptor signaling pathway. The coding region runs from base 190 to 1380 and encodes 396 amino acids. The record is from RefSeq and is a predicted model, not a curated record.
AUUUGGCUGACAGCGACCGUUGCACCAUGUGGGAUUUCCCAAGACGUUUGCACCUCCUUCUUUAUGAUACUUGAUGCCCGCCUACUCUUUUCCUCCCACCGACACUUCCACUUCCAGACACCACGAUAUCACCCAGAGAAGAAGACGCAGCCCAGUUGUUGAAAUAGAAGUGGACACAACGGCAGCGAGAUGCGAGCAAUCAUGACAGAAACGCAGCUUUCCAUGACGGAAAGCUCCGCAGGGGUCACAGCCGUGCCCUUUUCAGCUAGCAAUGACUCAAGCUUCCUGGACUCACCUUUUCGUUAUCAACUCUUCCCCGCGGCGUACAGCAUCAUCUUCAUCGUGGGACUCUUUGCUAACAUCUACGUCUUGUUCGUGCUACGCUGCCUACGAGAAGCCAAGGCCAUGGGGGAAAUCCGCAUCUACAUGACCAACCUAACCAUCGCGGAUCUCCUCUUCGUGUGCGCCCUCCCAUUUUGGAUUAGUUAUUACGACCGCCAAGGCACGUGGAUCCACAAAGACUUCCUAUGCCGCCUGACUGGCUCGUUGUUCUUCAUCAACACCUACUGCUCCAUCCUCUUCCUCGGCGCCAUCAGCGUCAACCGGUACUGGGCGGUCACCCGGCCGCUCGACGCGGCCUCGUCGGACCACAGGCGCCGCGGAAUCGCUGUUUGCGUUGUCAUCUGGUUGAUGACCAUCUCCAUGGCUAUUCCGUUUCUCACCAGUCCGGGCACCAACCAGGACGGCAACGUCACCCGCUGUUUCGAGGGCUACCAGAACGGGGACGACUCAUCCAAAAGAGUUGUGGCCGCCAUGCAUUUCGCAAUCAUCGCAAUGUUUUUUGUCGUUUUCAUGCUCGUGGUGGUGUGUAACCUCCUCAUCGCCCGAGCCUUGUUCUCCCAAAGCGCUCCUCUGUCCGAGUUCAAGUCCGGAACGAUUUUAUCCAGGAAGUCCAACGUGACAAUUUCCUCAUCCAGGAGGCCCACGGGAGUAAAAGGCAGAGCCGUGCAGAUGCUCAUGGCGGUGGUGGGCGUCUUCGUCCUGUGCUUCUUGCCUCAUCACAUCGUCCAAGGCUUCUGGACACUGGCGGUACUGCAGAUCCAAAAAGGAUGGGGCCAUGUGGACUGGAAUGACGAGACCGUGCAGGCGCUCAACGACGCGCAUCAGGUCACGCUGCUCCUCAUGGGCCUCAACUGCAUUCUGGAUCCGGUGGUGUAUUGUUUUGCCACCAGGAAGUUUCGACGGUACAUCAUGGCUCAUCUCAAGAGGCUGGUGAAGGGCGAGAGCUGCUCGCACACUGUGACCUCGCAAAUAUCUUUGGACAGUCGGCACCAGAGCCAGAGAUUUCCCGGUGAGCCUAACCAAGAAGAGCUCCACUGACUCAAACGUACCCCGGCGAUGGCGUACUAAGCUAGCGGGUAACGCCAGAAGUUCAUGUUUUGUCUAUCCUAUCCAUACAGCCGUUUUCCAGACCACUGAACAUGUGACCGGGAGGCGGUGCGGCUAAAGGGGAAGGCAAUCAAAUGAAGAGAUAAGACUGCUGGGUUAGUUUAGUUUAAUACAAUAUUGAGGACCAAUGAUUACAAUUUUGCUUGUAAAUGUAGACCAGUGCUUCUUUUACCCAAGCAGAAAAAGACCUGCUGCUCCUGACCACAACCACUGCUUCUUUUUUUUUUUUUUUUUUUUUUUUGCACACUGAAUUGCACCAAUCCGGCUUCCUGUGUGAAGUACGCGGAGAGAAAAGAAGAAGUUUUGCAAGCAGAAGUUUGUGAGAUUCUUUGCAAGUCUGAUUCUUUAUCUGAUGAGAAUCCAGCAAGAGAACUGACACAAAACAAUUUUGCUCACAGUAAUCACAGUGACAUUUAAUUUAAUUGAAUUUUAUGUUUUUAUAGUGGACAGCAUUUCCCACCAGCCCAACGGGACAGCACAGAAAUAAUACUGCCUGAGUUGCGUUUUUUUUUU